Glycine soja is the source of this 1574-nucleotide messenger RNA. RefSeq names its product NAC domain-containing protein 2-like. Lineage: Eukaryota; Viridiplantae; Streptophyta; Magnoliopsida; Fabales; Fabaceae. Gene Ontology annotation, biological process: regulation of DNA-templated transcription. The transcript has 3 exons. Gene Ontology annotation, molecular function: DNA binding. The record is from RefSeq and is a predicted model, not a curated record. Bases 93 to 935 code for a protein of 280 amino acids.
CACGUCCCAAGUUUCAAACGCCGCAACCACCACACAAUUCUUACACAUUUCUACUCUUUAGUUUCUCCAAUUUUCUUUCUCAAUUCUCAACAAUGGCCACUACAACACAACUUCACUUACCCCCUGGAUUCAGAUUCCAUCCAACAGAUGAAGAACUCGUCAUCCACUACCUUUGUCGCAAAUGCGCUUCGCAACAUAUCGCGGUUCCCAUAAUCGCCGAAAUUGAUCUGUACAAGUACGACCCUUGGGACCUUCCAGGAAUGGCUUUGUACGGAGAGAAAGAGUGGUAUUUUUUCACGCCGAGGGACCGCAAGUACCCGAACGGUUCGCGGCCGAACCGGUCCGCGGGAACCGGGUACUGGAAGGCAACCGGAGCGGAUAAACCAGUUGGUAAACCGAAACCGGUUGGGAUCAAGAAAGCGUUGGUUUUUUACGCUGGAAAAGCGCCCAAGGGAGAGAAAACUAACUGGAUCAUGCACGAGUAUCGUCUUGCAGACGUGGAUCGUUCCGUUCGCAAAAAGAACAGCUUAAGGCUGGAUGACUGGGUGCUGUGCCGAAUUUACAACAAGAAAGGUGCAAUUGAAAAGCAACAACUACCACCACCGAGUGGGGUCCGCAAAAUUGAAUGUUCCGAAAUGGAGGACGAGAAGCCGGAGAUUCUGCCGCCAGAUCCGCCGUAUACGGCGGCGACGGUGGCGGAUUGCCUGUACUUCGAGGCUUCCGACUCGGUGCCCCGGCUGCACACGACGGACUCGAGCUGCUCCGAGCAGGUGGUGUCGGCGGAGUUUGCGAGCGAGGUGCAGAGCGAGCCGAAGAGGGGCAGCAACAACAACAACGAGUUUGCAUAUAAUUACGUGGAUGCCACUCUCGGGAAUAAUCAGAUGUCGCCGCUGCAGGAUAUUUUCAUGUACCUCUCCAAGUCCUUCUGCAAUUAACACGCACCACCACCACGACGAGACGACGUCGUUCUGUGUUGUGUGUAUGCAUUAUGCAUUUUUGCAGUAGCUGCUCCACUGCACCAUUUGCACGGAAGCACGAGACUGAGUGAAGAUCCGUGAGUGUGUCCGUGCUGGUUCGUGUAGACGAUUAUUACAAAAAAAAACAAAAAAGCACCAAGAUGAAGAAGAAGAAAGAUUCUUAUAUGAACAUGAUGAAUUAUGAGUAUAUUAAAUUAAUGAAGUAUUAAUACAUCAUUGAGUAUAUUAAUGUGUGGUUAUUUAAAAAUAAGUACUUGAUUAAUGAUGCGUUAAUAAUUGAUUAAUUUAAUACACUUAGAUUUGAUGUACAUUUGGUUGUGUAAGCUAGGAUCAUUCGUCAGUACUAUAUUUGAUUAGUGUAGACGAGAUAGCUAAAAUGCCGGGGAAGUAUAGUAGUAGAAUUGAAAGGUGAUGGAGGUGUACAUCAAAUUGUUGUUCAUCUAUUGACUUGGUGAGUGAUGUAUGGUUAGGCUUGGAUCAAGGAUGGAUUAGCUAGCGUACAAUUAGUAGGAAAUAAAUUAGCAUGCGUAAAUAAUGUUGGAUGUGGUUAAUUAUGGUAUGGAAUAAGGUGAAUUUGGAUUUUUGACUUUUAAUUAA